This is a messenger RNA of Microbotryum saponariae, 3090 nucleotides long. The record is from the annotation of a GenBank genome assembly. NCBI's taxonomy places the organism in Eukaryota, Fungi, Basidiomycota, Microbotryomycetes, Microbotryales, Microbotryaceae.
AUGCCGCCCUUCUUCAAGUCGAACCACCUCAAGCUGAUUGACGCGUGCUACGCCGUCGACCUCGGCUCGGGCACGACGACCGAGCUGCCCGGCGCGGUGUCCAACUCGCUCGGCAAGCUCACCUUCUACGCCUCGGGGCGUCCCAAGAAGAUCCCCAAGGUCACGUCCGUACUGCUCGAACGGGCCGAGAAGAUUGCGCGUGCAGCCCAGUCCGGUGGGGUCAACAGCAAGGCCCGCGGUGGGCUCGCGGUGACGCUGGACGUGAUGAGGGCCCUCGUCGUCGAAUGUCGAGACGAGCUGUCGUGCUUCGUGGCGCAUGCUCUUCGCUGUGUCGAGCUGGGCUUGACCAGGAACAAAACGCAGCAGAGGGACGUGCCGCUCGAGGCAAAGGCAGCCUCAUUGGUCAGUUCUGCCGCGUGGCUCUCACUCGUGUUCCCCAGCCCCACAAACGCCCCCCCGUCCCGGCCCGCUCCCGUCCCUCAUUGUCCGUACUGACUUGGCCCAUGUUCGUUCUCCGUGUGCAUCCAGUUCAUCGCCGUAUCGAUCUACUCAACAGCUCCCUUUCAAAGCCUCAACGAUGAAGCCGGCAAGCUGUAUCUGCGCUGUGUGGCGCUCAUCUCGUCACUCGCCCAGCUUACCGGCGACCAAACCAGGUCAGUCACUGCGGCUGCUUCAAUCUUACUAAAGUCGUGAAUAUAUGACCAAUCUCAAGAAACUUUUUGGUGUACAGCGGCUCGAGACUGGUCGCACUGCAGGCUAUCAAAGGGACGGUCACGUCCGAGCUUCUAUACUCGGCUUCGUCCGACUAUGACAGUCUCGUCGAAGAGAUCGCACCGGCUUUGCUGCACAACGUCAUCGACCUUCCCUCAGACCAACUCACGAAGCAGUAGGUUGAUUUUGAGCAACUUUGUACGACUCCAAUCGAUGCCAACUAACGUUUCACCGCACCUCACCUUCGUCAGCAUCUCUGCCGAUGACGAUCCCGACUCCGCGUUUUCGACCGUCAACGUCGGACCCUUGGCCGAUCGGAAAGUACGAGAAAUCGAACCGUCCAAUGAGCCCUCAAGCGGUCAGGUCGGCAAGGAAGCGCUCGACAUCCUCCGCUCGCUCGCUCAUUUGUCGCACGGAGCCCAGCUCUCGUCGAUGCUGACCGCGAUGGGCAACUAUCUCGAUCGAGCUCGUGGCGGCGCUCUGUGGAAGGAACGUACACUCGUCACUUGGUUGGGCAAAACGAUCAUCGCCGCAUGCCCCGUUCAAUAUCGAGCGACCGUGGUGGGGUGGUGGUUGGAUAUGAUCGUCGAGAUCGACGACACCGACGCGACACCGAAAUCCGAAGCGCUGCUUUACACGCUUGCGCAAAUCUUGCGGGGUCCUACAAGUCUCGUGGGGCUUGGAAUUGGUGGCGUUCUGAACCAGUUGACGUCGCUCGUCGUCAAGAGGUGCCCGUGGGGUGACAAGGAUCCUCUGACGAAGCCAUUACUGGCGACCAUCUCUUCAUUGGCUUCGUCGCACGUUUACUACGUCGACCAGGUCAAUGACAUCGUCUCGGACCUGAUCGAGGCACUCCGAUCCGUUCGCGACGGCGCCGGGGUCGCAGCACGCCUCAACGAACGCGAGCGCUUCCGUGCCUUGCGACAGCUCUCCGGUGCGCUCAAGCAAGUCUUGCUUGAAGCAGCCAAGUCGAGUGACUCGGUCAAGAUCGCCGUACCUGUCAAAGCGAACGGUGUCAACGGUCAUGACACGAAGAGUAGAACCGUCUCGACAACCGGUCAAAAGGACGACUUCGGUCGACCCAAGAUGCGCGUUGCCGAAGCCGGGAAACGGAAUCGCAUCUCCCCCGAGGUCUUUAUGGGGUCCUUGUUCCUCCUUACACAAAACGACGCCAUCGCUCGAACGGACUAUGAGCGAGCGCUCCUGCUCUACGUCGCGAACGAGUUGGCGAUCCCCGAAGACGAGGAGGACGUUGCGACGGAUUCGACAUCGAGCUUUGCCAAGUUCUGUCGAGCCUUAUUCACCUCGAUUCAGGAGUUAGCUCUUUCACCUAUACUGCGGCCCGCUGUCAAUAACUAUGGACGGGCUCUCUCGAGAAGGACCUCGGGUGCCGCUUCCGUUCGUUCGAGGAGAUCGCGCAGGAGAAGGUCAUCGUCUGCUGUGGCCGAUUCGCUCUCCUCCGUCGCUUCGGCUGCCGACUAUGCGGCCUUGAUCGAGAUCCUGCGGUCCUUCAUUGCGCGCAAAUCGGCGACGGCCGUCGUCAACGUCGUGCCCAUGUUGAUCGCUCUCCAGAAGAGUGCCGCGCGGUGGGGAUCCACGGCUGAGGCCGAUGGUCACAUUGUUCCCCAAACCGAUGAACGCACUCAGGCAUGCCGAGAACUUGUCGCCCAAACAUUCCAUACGAUCGGAGAAGUUUGGGGAGCGACCGAGACGCAACGGUUGGCCGCACAAGCCGUGUAUGCAUUGAGCCCUUCGGUUCUGCCUCGUUUGGGCGCUUCGACCUCGGGAGAGUUCGCUGCAAGAGCUUCUACUGUUUCGUCGCAAAUCGACCUGGCGGGUGUCAUUGAUGGACUGGCGUCGAGCUUAAACUUGCAACAAGCGGCUGGGCAAGGAUUGGGGAACGCACUGGUGCAGCCUUGGCAGCCUGAGAUCUUGGUCGAUGGUGAGUCUGGCGUAGUGUCGUCCUCAUUCAUCUAACGCAGCCGACUACUGACAGUCCUGCUGAAUACAGGACGAGCACUCGGUUCAGGACCGUACGGCCAAGGCAACCGCUCCGUCACGAAUCUCAGCAACGUCGGUCUCAAUCGCGGAGGUUCCAUGGCCGAACGUCGAUCGCUCCGGGCGCCUUCACUUGUCGAUCUUCAAUCCUCUCUCGGAAGUCGAGCCGCCAGUGCACGAGGAAGUGCGGCGGCCUCUAUCGCCAGUACAAAUGCGUAUUCGUUGGCCAACUCUGCAAAUGCACCCGGUACGGGCGCCCCAUCGGGUCGGAGGACGAGCAAGGCCAAGGCUUCGGCGGUGUUGGAACGUUUAAGCGUCUCCGCGGCCAAGAAGACGUCCGUCGUCCUGCCUCAGGCUCUGCGAGGAAACGGAGAGGUCUAA